Thrips palmi is the source of this 956-nucleotide messenger RNA. RefSeq lists its product as uncharacterized. The record is from RefSeq and is a predicted model, not a curated record. NCBI's taxonomy places the organism in Eukaryota, Metazoa, Arthropoda, Insecta, Thysanoptera, Thripidae. The transcript is spliced from 2 exons. Bases 40 to 363 code for a protein of 107 amino acids.
CCAAGAACUGUCAAAAACCUGAAGUCCCUCUGGGACAAUAUGAAGGCCCAGGCGCGGAAGGCCCUGGGUAACGAGCGGCAGGGCCUGUAUGGCACAGGAGGUGGUUCCGUAAAUCCGGCCACCCUGCCGACAAAGGUCAACGAGGCUGUGCUGCAAGUUAUAGGAAAGAGUGCAGCUGGGUUGCAGAACCCUCACGACCAGGGGCGGACUGGCCCGAGCGGGAAUCUGAUGUUCCCAAGGAAAACAGUAGUGAACUGUUUUUUUUGUUUAAAGACCUUGUAUAUGCCUGAAGUGAAGAGGAGUUCAAUGAUAGAUGGAAAGACGCUAUGGAAAACGAAUGCAUCAAUAAGGCCUCCAGAGUGAAGUGCCAUUUGUUAAAGCUAAUGCCCCGAAUGAAUGAGUGGGCUCUUUUUGCAAGACGUGAUUUGCUUACCAGAGGUAACAACACUAAUAACUACAGUGAGGCCAAUAUGAAAAUUCUCAAAGACUAAAUGCUUAGUCGUCUGAAAGCAUUCAACCCGGUGCAACUUCUAGACUUUCUUCUUACCCGCUAUAACACAUAUCUAAUUAAUAGGAUCAUUGAUGUAGUCAACAACAGAUCCUCAGAUCCAUUCAAGUCUAGGUAUUUCAUUCGUCCUGAGAAGCUGGUAGGCUUGGAAUGUAUGUGUGUCCCAAGUACUCCCAAUACCUAAAAAGUAGUGAACAGAAGAAAGAAGACCGAACACAUUGUUGUGAUGGACUAGGAAAUUUGUUCAUGUCCUGCAGGACAGUCUGGUACUUCAUGCAAGCAUUUAUGCAAGGUUGUUCAAACAUUCAACCUCUCCAGCUCCCAUAUCCACCCUCUACUUCAAUGCAAUGAGACGCACAAGAAAGUGCUCUUUGAGAUCGCUCAUGGGCAUUCUAAUAUGCUUUCUGCUUGGUUUGCUGGACUCUUUGACGAUACUGAGAAACUCAAU